AUGAUACUGUCGUGGUAUUUGUUUGCGAUUGCGGACAAUGUGAUUAAGAAGACGACGUUAUGGUUUGCGAAAUAUUUUGAUCUAGUGCCCCACAGAAAUAUGACAGAUACGGAGAUGGUUGAUGGUGUGCCAACGAAAAUCGUUAUGGUCGGUACUUCAAGUAUGUCUUUACACCAGAGGUUCUUAAAGGUCUAUGAAAUUCUGCCUGUGUCGACAGGUUUUGCUGACGAGUAUGUCCCAGUUACACCAUCGCAGGUUCGUCGUCUACGAGCUCCUGUGCUGUACAAGCGUCCUAUUGAAGAACGGGUAACACUACCGCCUGCUCCCGAAAUUGUGUAUGUACCAGUGCCAAUCCCACGUAAUCAAAAGAAGGGAAGGGGAAGUCGUGGUCGCGGACUGCAGCAGAAUCAGGGACAAAGGAACAAUGUCCGUGGCGUCAUCAAUCGCGGUUACUUCAAGGGCCGCCCCAAUACUGGACGUGGCAGUCACGUUGGAAAUGGGCGACGAGGUGGGAAAACGGUUCCAGCGGGCCACUAUCCGCCUUUGGCGAAGAAGUCGGUCAGUCAGCUCGAUCGCGAACUGGAAGAAUACAUGAAGAAAUCGAAACAUCCGAAAAUUAUCAUUUGA
Messenger RNA from Angiostrongylus costaricensis, 627 nucleotides. The record is from the annotation of a GenBank genome assembly. NCBI's taxonomy places the organism in Eukaryota, Metazoa, Nematoda, Chromadorea, Rhabditida, Metastrongylidae.